AUGUCGUCGUCGAAACAAGAAUCGUCGGAGUACGAGAUCCAGUACAGAUCGACGAUUCAGCCGCGAACCGCCGUUCGCAGUCAAUCGCGUCAAUCCGGCAACUAUGUUUCCGGUGGAUCCGGAGCCGCUUCUGGAGGACGUGUCCUGAAAAUGGUCACCGAAAUGGGAUCGGCGACGAUCGGUGGAAUCUCGCCGGCUCUUUCCGCCAAUGCCGCCAAGUCGUUCCUUGAAGCCACCGAUAAGGAAAAGAAGGAGCUUCAGGGCCUCAACGAUCGCCUCGGUAACUACAUUGACCGUGUGAAGAAGCUCGAAGAGCAAAACCGCAAACUCGUCGCCGAUUUGGACGAGUUGCGCGGCAAAUGGGGAAAAGACACGUCGGAAAUCAAAAUCAAAUACUCGGAGUCGCUGUCGACGGCGCGCAAAGACAUCGAUGAUUCGGCUCGCAGGAAGGCCGAGAUCGACGUGAAAGUCGCCCGCCUCCGCGAUGAUCUCGCCGAGUACCGAAGCAGAUAUGAGGACAUUCAGCACAGACGCGAAGGCGAUCGCGAGAAGAUCAACCAAUACACGAAUGCGAUAGCCGAUGCUCAAUCUGAGCUCGAGAUGCUCCGCGCUCGAUUCAAACAAUUGACUGAAGAGGAAAAGAGGUUGAACGGAGACAAUGCCCGAAUCUGGGAAGAGCUUCAGAAGGCCAGAAACGACCUCGAUGAGGAGACGAUUGGCAGAAUCGACUACCAGAAUCAAGUGCAGACGUUGAUGGAGGAGCUCGAGUUCCUUCGACGUGUUCACGAGCAAGAGGUCAAAGAGCUUAAUGCGCUUUUGGCUCAGGCUCCAGCUGACACUCGCGAAUUCUUCAAGAACGAACUCGCCCUCGCUAUUCGUGAUAUCAAGGACGAGUACGACUACAUUGCGAAACAAGGCAAGCAGGACAUGGAGUCGUGGUACAAGCUCAAAGUCUCCGAGGUCCAGGGAUCGGCGAACCGCGCCGCGAUGGAAUCGAACUACCAACGCGAAGAAGUCAAGCGAAUGCGCGACAACAUCGGCGACCUUCGCGGCAAACUCGGCGAUUUGGAGAACAAGAACUCGCUGCUCGAAAAAGAAGUCCAGAAUUUGAACUAUCAGCUCGCCGACGAUCAGCGACAAUACGAGGCGGCGCUCAACGAUCGCGAUGCGACACUCCGACGAAUGCGCGAAGAAUGCCAGACGCUCGUCGCCGAACUGCAAGCGCUUCUCGACACCAAGCAGAUGCUCGACGCCGAAAUCGCCAUCUACAGAAAGAUGCUCGAGGGUGAAGAGAGCAGAGUCGGACUCCGUCAGAUGGUCGAGCAGGUCGUCAAGACCCAUUCGCUUCAGCAGCAAGAGGACACCGACUCGACGAGAUCGGUGCGAGGAGAAGUCUCGACGAAGACCACCUUCCAGAGAUCGGCCAAGGGCAAUGUGACAAUUGCGGAAUGCGAUCCAAACGGAAAGUACAUCCUUCUUGAGAACACCAACCGAAACAAGGAUGAGAACCUCGGCGAGCACAAGAUCAAGAGAAAGUUGGACGGUAGACGCGAGAUCGUGUACACGAUUCCAGCCAACACUGUGCUCAAGGGAGGAAAGACGAUGAAGAUCUAUGCCCGUGAGCAAGGCGGAAUUCAUAUGCCACCAGAGACAUUGGUGUUCGAAGGAGAGAACACCUGGGGAAUCGGCGCCAACGUUGUCACUUCAUUGGUGAACAAAGAUGGCGAGGAGAGAGCUACUCACACCCAGAAGACCCUUCAGACCGGAAACUAA
Molecule: messenger RNA, 1773 nt
Organism: Caenorhabditis bovis
Lineage: Eukaryota; Metazoa; Nematoda; Chromadorea; Rhabditida; Rhabditidae
Source: the annotation of a GenBank genome assembly